UUGGCGAUCGCGGGGCGCAGCCCUCCUAUAAUAAUACGAUGCUCGUCUCGUGGACCGCAGCCCUUCUCGGCUCGCAGGCCUUCCAGUACCCCCACAGUGUAUCUCUAUUCCUAGAAUUGACCGUACGACGACGCCAUGGAACACCGCAGACUUUUCCCAAUCCAAGUUGUGAUCAUCGGCGGCGGCAUCGCAGGCCUGACCGCGGCGAUCGCGUUCAGCCGUGUCGGGCAUAGAGUGGUGGUGCUAGAACAAGAUGCAGACCUGAACGUGGCAAACACGAUAUGCGGGGGAUGCAGAUUGGCACCCAACAUGGCGUCGGUGUUCAAGCGCUGGGGCUUGGAGCCCCGCUUGAGGCAGAUAGGUGUGCUCAUGGACCACGCCGAAUUUCCCGGAUUUCAAAGUGGUCAAGCUGCGGCCGGAGGUGACUGGGCGGACGACAUGACGGUGGAGGCAGGAGCAAAGCACUUCGGCAUGCGGUACGAAGAUUUCCGCAGGCUACUUGCCGACACUGCCAGAGCAUCUGGGGUGAUCAUCCGACCCAACUCUCGGGCGGUCUCUACAUCCGUCAAACCAGACAGCGCAACGGUGAAGCUUGUUUCUGGAGAGCUGGUGGCGGGGGACCUGGUCGUAGCCGCAGACGGCUUGAACGAAGUGGAGGGAAAGCUUCCCAUCUCUCGACCGAUGAUGUUGGGUGAUCGGGAGUAUUCAACAUACAAAAAGCUGAUGCUAUACAACGCUCUUAUCCCUGCGUCAGCAAUGCGUAUCGAUCAUGGCGCCGUGUACUCUUGGUAUGGCGACUCGUACGGUGCCAUCGGGUUCCCAACGAGGCUGGACGAAUUCUGUCUGCACAUAUACAUCCCUACGCCCCACCCCUCCGAGGACAAGAUCACCGUAACAGGGCCGGAGGAGCUCGUCAAAGUCGUGACAGCUGGCAAGGCCGAGCCUCGACUGCAGAAGCUCGCCGCAGCCGCGCACACCGUGGUCGGUAUCCCGCUGAAGGACCGCCCGUCCCUCGAGGACUGGGCGCACCCGGACGGCCCGAUGAUCGUCAUCGGCGAAGCCGCGCACCCGCUCACGAGCGGCUCGCUGUCCGCGCUGAACCUCGCCGUGGGCGACGGCGUGUUCCUCGGCCGGCUGUUCAAGAACCUCCACCGGAAGCAGCAGAUCGGCGCCUUCCUGGGUGCCCUGGUCGAGAACCGCCAGAAGCGCAUCGCCGACGUCCAAAAGUCGGAGCGCCUCAACCCGACUAUCAUGUCGCUGCCUGCGGGCGUGGAGCAGGCGCGGUACCUGAAGACGACCGUGCAGCACAUGAGUGACGAGGGUGCAGUUACCUUCGGGGAGGAGGCGAUCAGGAACACCUUCGCGUACGACCCCGAGGACGAGGCCGACAGCUGGUGGGAGGAAUGGGGCCUGCUGCAAGAACGCGCCGCGAAAAUCACGCCGAUCACACCGCUGAACCUCAACUCCGAGUUGCACGCGCGCAUCCAAAGCAUCUCCUGAAGCCUCGGCUCGUCAACGACCAUCACGUCCGCUCCGUUCGUCCACGUCAUGACUUACGACUUCCGUUCAUGUGUUUCAUUUUGGUCACUCGAUGGGACUCUGCAGUAUUCUGUAUACCCUGUAGCAUCCCUCGCCCGGUCACCGCCUGUCGGAUGGACAUUCGGAUGAUGUGUAUGCUUUCAUCACGGCCCUAUAGCAAACAUGCAGUGUAUCCAGUACUGGUCAAUAUUAGUCUCCCUUAGGUAGACUCUAAACGCGACCUUUUGAGUGGGGGCGGCGUUGCAUUACAGGUUCAGGCUGACAGGAGCAGCAACAGUGGGGCGUGGGUUGUACCUUGCCGGAAGAAUCCGACCACUCUGUCUGAUCCAAGUCUGAUCAACUCUCCAUUCGACGACGCGUUCAGGCC
Fomitopsis serialis is the source of this 1906-nucleotide messenger RNA. RefSeq lists its product as uncharacterized. NCBI's taxonomy places the organism in Eukaryota, Fungi, Basidiomycota, Agaricomycetes, Polyporales, Fomitopsidaceae. The record is from RefSeq and is a predicted model, not a curated record. The transcript has 12 exons. The coding region runs from base 136 to 1500 and encodes 454 amino acids. Gene Ontology annotation, molecular function: monooxygenase activity; FAD binding.